UCUGCUCCACGUUGUAUUCCUAGCCAAAGGAGUAGGACUCACAGUUUAUUGUUGGUGCGGGCGGUCAGUGCAUUUAAAAUCGAUUCGAAUUCGCAAAUUCGAAAGAUGUCGAUUUGUAUGAUGCGCGGAUUUUGGCGAUCUUUAGGUCCUCAUAAAGUGCCGCUCUUCUCGUCAGCGUUUGGCAUGCAGGACCGAUUGAAGCUUCCGUAUGAGCAAAAUCGUGGGUAUCCUACUCAGAAGCACCAAAAGCUGAUCUUAGCUGCUCAGAAACGUAACCGGGCGCGCAAGCUACAAAAGCUGGAAGAGACAGAAGUAGAUUUUGUUACGUCUCAAAAAUCUGCUGCUCUUAGAAAGACUGUACUCAAGAGUAAAAGAUAUGAUCCGGGUAAUAACCUUCCAUCUGAACUGCAAGAGGACGUAUAUUUUCGGUCGUGGUAUCGAGAAAAGACCUACUCGCUUGAAGAGUGUAUUCAGAUGCACCGAGAGCUGAUGCAUCCAUCGAUGUUUGACAGGAGUGACAACAUUCUUAUAGCAACUGUUGAGCUAAAUAUGCAAGCUAAAAAGAAGAACAAGUAUCUGGAUCGUUUCGAGGGCACUCUAUUAUACCCUCACGUGUUCCCAAAUAAAAGCCGUAUCACCAAGAUCCUCUGUUUCUGCCGUUCCUCGGACGAUGCUGUUAAGCUGAUGGACAAUGGAGCUGAUUUGGCAGGGGGAACGGCACUUGUGAAAAAAAUUACCGCUGGCGAAAUAGACCAUACUCUAUACGAUCACAUACUGAGUUCAGUCGACAUGAUGGAAGAGCUCUUGCCUCUGCGAAACAUCCUGAAAAAAAAGAUGCCAACCCCACAGAAGACCAUGACAAGUGACCCUUUCACACUUGUCAAACUCUUCCGCAAGUCGGUUGUGUAUGAAGCAAGGAAAGACCCAUACGAACCGGAUUACGCACAGUUCUCUGUGCCGUUGGCCCGACUAGACAUGCCUCUUGAUCAAAUCAAAGCCAAUUUGAAGUUCCUCUUUACCGAGGUAAACGAGCAUAUGCCGUCAGGUCGACCGAUUAAUUCUUUUAUCACGCAAGUUUUCAUCAGUUCACCUCCGUCACCAGAACGCUUUGUUCUAAAUAGAGACCCUUAUGAGAAGUAUAUUGCUGAGACAACUGUCGUUGCGGAAUUGGCUGGACGGAACAAGCUGGACAAACAAAAGAAGGCUAUUGUGAUUCAAAGAGACGAGACCCAAGACGCUGACGAUGAAAAGGAGGCCAAAGAAGGAAACGAAGAUGCGAACAAAACAUUCCAAACUACUUAGCAGUCCUCAAAGUAGCUAUAUAAAUCUAUUAAAAGGUUUAUAAAAAAUAAUGUAUAGCUGAUCAUAUGUACAAAAAUAAUUAUUGACUAGCUAGCAGCAUAGGCAGAAAUCCAAAAAAAUAGGACGUUGGAUACGCUAUACGAUAAAAACUGAAGUGGAACACACAUUUUUUAAUUUCUUUAAGCUUUUUUUUUUAAGUAGUUACUAUUAUGUCUCGCGAGUUCAUGAGCAUGUGAUUAAAAAGCUUCAGCUAAUGUGUUAUCAUAGAUUGGUAACUGUUGCGAUAGCAGACCAGUUUAUAAGGUCUUAGAUAUUAGUAUAUUAUAAGGCGGAUCAUUUUUAUUAUUGUUAAAUAAGUUUCCUAUUACCUUAAUCGACUAGUUUAUAUCAUGCGAAUUUUGGCAGUUCCUUAGCUUAAUACCAUGUCAGAAAAGCUUUAGAUUGAAUAUGUGAGAAGCUGUCUUAAUUUACUCUGUUUCUGGGGAUCUUGGUUCAAAGCUUAAAAAUGUAAAAGGCUGUCUUAAUUUACGCUCUCUCUCUCUCUGGGGAUCUUGACCCAUUUAUUUUGAGCACGAAAUGUGUAAAUAUUAUGCAAAACUCCACUACUUCCUCCGACUUCUAUGUCAUAAGUUAACCUUUGCAGAAAUACAAUCUGUGUAUUGUAUCAAUCUGUUAAGCUAUAUAUUUUUAAACUUGUGUGAAAUUCGAGACUCGGAUGUUAUCAUGACCUUAUUACCCUAGCUGGACCGAGAAUAGAGAGUACUUUUAUUAUUAUGCCUUUAAAUCCGAAAAAAUUCCAAUGGUGAAUUUGGAGAAUAAUGAAUAAAAUCAGUUACUUAUUUUUAUUGAGGUUAUGGUUUGCAUGCUCUAGUAAUUUUCGCUUAAAUUUAAAGAUUACUCUGUCCUUAUUUUUUAACGCUGAUAGUGUACUAUACACUUAAUAUCUUGCCAAACAAAAAGCAUCUGCAAAUCUGAUUAGAAUGCCGUGUCUGAGAGUGCUGUUUAGUUUUAUUCGUUCCAAAAUUAUUUUUAUUAAGUGUCAUUGGUAAACGAUAAUGUAAAAACUCCUGGCUCACCAAUAAAUUUCAGCUGCAUUCGAUUUGUAUUUGGCUGACAAACGCUUGCACUUCAAAAUGACUUGAAAAUAUUUUAUGUUACUUUUGUGAUAUGUCGACGGAGCUAUUACUAACAAAUUACUAAAUGUAUGGUUUGAAAAAAAUCGUUUCGACUGACCACAACCACUUUUCGUAUACAUUUUAUUCAUUCGAGUCAGCAUGUACUUCUAUUAGUUGAGGUUUAUUUCAGCGUUAGUGAGCGAAUAAUUAUACCCAGUUAGGUAUACUCGAUAUAUGACUAGAGCAGACAAGCUUUGUAUAUAGAUUAUAAAAAUUGUUUGAAAACUCGACCAUACGCAGUGGUCACAGCUCAAUGAAGAAUCUUAACAUUUAAGAGUACAACGGCAGCUUUAUCAUCGAAUCAAUACAAAAUUAUUUCCAAUCAUUUAGCUGGUACGCUGUUACGGUAAACGUUACGCGGUUUGAAAAAAGAGUGAGAGAAUUGAAAGGGUAAGGGCGAAGAAGACAAAAAUAAAAGCUGUCCUCUAAGAGUGUUUCUAGACAUACCUCUGCUUUUCGUAAUAACGCUAUAUUUCCAAAGUUAGGUGACAAGUAUCAACGUAACAUAACUAUAGAGAUUACGAGCUUAAUUACAAAAACACGUAAGGGCACAAACCGAAAAAUGACAAGUGAUCGAUG
Varroa destructor (honeybee mite) is the source of this 3056-nucleotide messenger RNA. RefSeq names its product mitochondrial ribosomal protein L1 (gene mRpL1). The record is from RefSeq and is a predicted model, not a curated record. Lineage: Eukaryota; Metazoa; Arthropoda; Arachnida; Mesostigmata; Varroidae.